Messenger RNA from Poecilia reticulata (guppy), 1059 nucleotides. NCBI's taxonomy places the organism in Eukaryota, Metazoa, Chordata, Actinopteri, Cyprinodontiformes, Poeciliidae. The record is from RefSeq and is a predicted model, not a curated record.
AUGUUGGGACUGCUUUUUGUCGUGGUUGUGGUUUUUAUAGGUUUAUCURAUGGAUCUGRUGUGUUACCAGAUGGUCCUCUGAAUGCCUCUGUUGGAGGGACAGUAACGUUCAUGACAAACUUGAAUCCAACAGARAMAMCAUUUUCAUCRRUCCAGUGGKWYUUUGAUCCUGGUUCAGGACYUAAACUCAUAGUUUUAUCACWGACUACUGGAGACACACCUGGACCAGGAUAUGAAGACAGKUUSACUCUCUUCAGAUCUAAUGGAUCUUUGGAACUCAGGAAUCUAAAACUCAAUGACAGAGGAAAAUAUGAAGUUAGAAUUGUAGAUGGAGKGWCCCWAAAAAWCGGAAAAACCACACUGGAUGUUUAUGAACCAGUGUCCAAUGUCAGACUCUCUCCACUAAGUGCCGACUUGAUUGAGUUCAACAGCUCAGUCAGUCUGUCCUGCUCCUCCUCUGGAUCUUCUCUCUACUUCCUCUGGAUGAACAGCAGCUCUGAGGUURCAGUCAGUGACAGAGUUCAGAUCAACAAAAAAGACAGAAACUCCACUCUGACUAUAGCCAAUGUGACCAGAUAUGACCAGGGAUCAUACACAUGUCGUGUGUCUAAUCCUGUCAGUUUCAUCAUCAGUGACCCAGUAAACAUCUCUGUUUAUUAUGGGCCAGAAAAAGUCAGCUUAGGACCGCCUUCUCAGAAAUAUCCAGAAGGUUUGAACAUCCGUCUGUCUUGUUCAUCUGACUCCAGACCUGAUGCCACUUUUCAGUGGUUCUUUAAUGGAAACGUUCUGCCUGGUUCUGGAUCUCAGCUCGAACUCCUCAAUGUUCAGAAGAAUCAGAGUGGAAACUACAGCUGUCAGGCCUUUAACAGCAGAACCUCAAGAAAUCAAACAUCUCAAAUUUUAGUUAUCUCUAUCGAGGGUACCUCUACAGAAGAAAGAGACCCAUUACCACCUGGAGCCAUUGCAGGGAUUGUAAUUGCUUGUGUAAUAUGCGUUUCUUUAAUUGUUCUUGGAGUGUACUUCAUACUUAAAAAAAAGUAAGUGGAAAAAAGCUCUGAA